AUGUUGGAGGCUCAGGACCUGAGCGAUGGCUGCGAGCGCGGCAGGUGGAGCGCGAGCCCGAGCUGCUCCGCUCGGCAGAUGCUGGAAGUGCGGCCCGGGCUUUACCUAGGUGGUUCAGAGGCCGUCGCGGAGCUGGAUCAGCUAAGAGUGGCGGGCAUUACUGCCGUACUGACGGUGGACUCAAAGGAACCCGGCUUCAAGACAGGCGCUGAAGUCGAGGGUCUACGGUGCCUCUUCGUGCCAGCGUUGGACAAACCCGAGACCGACCUGCUCAGUCACUUCGACCGAUGCGCGGCCUUCAUUGGCCAGGCCCGUGCGGAAGGUCGCGCGGUGUUGGUACAGUGUCAUUCAGGAGUUAGUCGAAGUGUUGCUGUAGUUACUGCUUUUAUGAUGAAGACUGACCAACUUACCUUCGAAAAAGCCUAUGAAAACCUCCAGACUGUCAAGCCAGAGGCUAAGAUGAAUGAGGGCUUUGAGUGGCAGCUGAAAUUGUACCAAGCAAUGGGAUGUGAAGUGGAUACCUCUAGUCCAAUUUAUAAGCAAUAUCGUUUACAAAAGGUUACAGAAAAGUAUCCAGAAUUGCAGAAUUUACCUCAGGAACUCUUUGCUGUUGACCCAACCACUCUUUCACAAGGGUUGAAAGAUGAGACUCUCUAUAAAUGUCGAAAGUGCAGGCGAUCCUUAUUUCGAAGUUCUAGCAUUUUGGAUCAUACUGAAGGAAGUGGUCCUAUAGCUUUUGCUCACAAGAAAAUGACACCGUCUUUCAUCGUUAAAACAGGGGGUCAUGCUCAAUGUACAUCUUAUUUCAUUGAACCUGUACAGUGGAUGGAAUCCACUCUAUUGGGAGUGAUAGAUGGGCAGAUCUUUGAAACUACUAUGUUUGCUGUCAGAUUCUUUUUCAUUUCUUACUAA
Messenger RNA from Chrysochloris asiatica (Cape golden mole), 912 nucleotides. RefSeq names its product dual specificity phosphatase 12 (gene DUSP12). Gene Ontology annotation, cellular component: nucleus. Gene Ontology annotation, biological process: protein dephosphorylation. The transcript is spliced from 6 exons. Gene Ontology annotation, molecular function: protein tyrosine/serine/threonine phosphatase activity. The coding region runs from base 1 to 912 and encodes 303 amino acids. Lineage: Eukaryota; Metazoa; Chordata; Mammalia; Afrosoricida; Chrysochloridae. The record is from RefSeq and is a predicted model, not a curated record.